Tigriopus californicus is the source of this 1615-nucleotide messenger RNA. Its product is annotated as 18S rRNA aminocarboxypropyltransferase-like. Gene Ontology annotation, molecular function: rRNA small subunit aminocarboxypropyltransferase activity. The record is from RefSeq and is a predicted model, not a curated record. NCBI's taxonomy places the organism in Eukaryota, Metazoa, Arthropoda, Copepoda, Harpacticoida, Harpacticidae. Gene Ontology annotation, biological process: maturation of SSU-rRNA.
UUGGGAUAAGGAAUAUCGUAGGAUGGCCAUACGGAUUGGUCACUUGAAUACGAUACUUAUGUAUUGAUGUCUUGACGUCUUGACAUGAAGAUGAACUAAUGAAUCCAAUGGGAUUUACCUCCAGGAUGCGUAGUAUCCUCGUACUUUUCCCUCUGCGAUCACUCUUGACCAGAGAAUAACCCAAAGCUAGUCUUAGCUAGAACCAUUAAAGAACCCUGUCCCGAGCCUUGCCACAGGUUACAUUCUUACAGUACAGCUUGUUCAAACGGGAAACAAAUGUACUAGAUCGAACUGGAUUUGUCUCAUGGUAGAGACAGACGACUUCUAUCAGAAUUAUACUUCGGUUGACCACCCGAGGCAGCAAGCCCAUGUCCCACCACCAAAAACACGUCCCAAAACCCCCACCAUUGACUUUUUUGCUCAGAAUGAGAGAAACAACUUUUCAUCAAAUCGAAGUGUUUCAAUCUUCAGAUUGGCCGUGUCCCAAUUUCCCGGCGCUCUUUCGCAAUCACAACAUUCGCCUUCAAGUAAGACACUAUCAUGCCGAAACGCGGAGGUCGCCAAGCAUCCCACAAAGCCAGCCAAGGUCAUCGUCGCAGGGAGCGAAACCCGGUAGCCGAAACGGCCGGGACCUUCACGGCAUGUCCUUGAAUCCCAACGCUCAAACCGAGGAUGAAUCGGUUUCGGGUUCAGGGUCCUCCUCGGAGGACGAUCCGGACGGCACCCAAGUGUCUGUCCCAUUUCCGGUGGCCAUGUGGGACGUGGCUCAAUGCGAUCCCAAGCGAUGCUCGGGACGAAAAUUGGCUCGCAUGGAUCUGAUUCGAGAGCUCAGAUUGGGCCAGUUCACCGGGUUGUGUUUAUCGCCACAGGGCCAAGACUGCGUGUCGCCGGCUGAUCGGGAGGUGGUCACGCAAUGGGGCGUGUCCGUAAUUGAUUGCAGUUGGGCCAAAUUGGACCAGACGCCUUUUCAUCGGAUGAAAUCCAACUACCCCCGACUCUUGCCCUAUUUGGUGGCGGCUAAUCCGGUCAAUUACGGCAAGCCUUGCAAACUGAAUUGCGUGGAAGCCUUGGCGGCUGCAUUCUAUAUCACAGGUUACCCGGACAUUGCUCGCAAGUACAUGGGCAAGUUCAGUUGGGGACACGCUUUCUUGUCGUUGAACAAGGAUCUCUUGGAUCGCUAUGCGGCCUGUGCCACGGCCAGUGAUGUGGUCAAAUGUCAGGAUGAGUUCCUCGCCCAAGAACGCGAGUCCUAUCACCGAAAGCGGGACGAGAUCGACCUCCCUCCCACCUAUAGCUCACAAUCUGAAUCCGAAGACGAUACUGAUCAGUCGUUAGAGACCAAAAAUGACCAAUAAUCCAUCACUUGAAUUAAUCUUACAAGAUGCGUUAUAUUAUUAUUAGGGAUCGGAAAAAAAUAGUUUGUGAUUUUGGUCAAUAUAGUUGUUUUUAAGUUAUAAAAAUCAGCCAAAAUAUGUUGGAAAAAGUUGGAAAAAAGUUUCAUGUGUCAUGGUGGUUUUAAAGCAAAAAUUGCUUGAUUAUUGUUUUUCACGAUCUUCUUGCUCUUUGAGCUUAGAAUAUUAGUCUUGCCCUUACAUCAAUGUAAAAUUGAAUUUUA